AUGUUUGGAUCAGGUUCACGGAUGGCCCCUUACAAUCUGAAGGCACCAGAAGGAUGUGGACUGCAGAGACAUUACAGUCGGGAGCAGGAGUGGGACAGCAGCCCACGAGGGUCCUCUGUCCCUGGAAUCCUCCAGGAAAGAACACUGGAGUGGGUUGCCAUUUCUUUCUCCAAUGUAUGCUUGCAUGCCGAGUUGCUUCAGUUGUGUCCGACUCUGUGCGACCCCAUGGACAGCAGCCCACCUGGCUCCUCUGUCCACAGGAUUCUCCAGGUAUUCCGAUCAUUCUGGCAUUCUCCUUCCAGCUCUUUUAAGAUGGAGAGAAUUGAGAAAAUGUCAUCUUAG
This is a messenger RNA of Rangifer tarandus platyrhynchus (Svalbard reindeer), 342 nucleotides long. The record is from the annotation of a GenBank genome assembly. Lineage: Eukaryota; Metazoa; Chordata; Mammalia; Artiodactyla; Cervidae.